This is a messenger RNA of Trichomonas vaginalis G3, 755 nucleotides long. Its product is annotated as Prim-pol domain family. The record is from RefSeq and is a predicted model, not a curated record. The transcript has a single exon. The annotation marks the transcript as partial. Lineage: Eukaryota; Parabasalia; Trichomonadida; Trichomonadidae.
AUGACAGCAACAAACAACAACAGCAACUAUAUCGUUUCUGAUGAAAAUAUCAUUGAUUCAUUAGCUGAGGAAUUAGUUGUGGCAGAAACUAAAACCCUCAACGAAAGAAUUGGUGAAAACAAGAUUGAUUUACAUAACUACCUCAAACAUGAUGGAGGAAGAGGAAGGAAAACUGGUAUGGCUUUAUUAGUAAAUAAAAUUUCAAAUUUAACGAUUAUAGAUGUUGAUAUCAAUAAAUCAUACAAUGAUGAACUUAAAGAAACAGUUAGAAAAGACAUUUUAUCAAAACUUUCGGAUAAAGAUGUUAUCGUUAAAACCGCUUCAGGAGGUCUUCACAUUUAUUGCAACACUAAUUUCUUCUAUUCAACCUCGAACAGAAUGAUUAAAUGUUAUUCCUGCAAUGAUUAUGAUAUUGAUAUAAUGACUUCAAUGGAUGAUUCAAAGCGUUCAUUAGUGGUUAUGGCUGAUUCAAGAGUUCGCAAGAAUGCAACAGAACCAAUCAAAACAUACUCAUUCAUUCGUGGAAGUUAUGAUUCAACAUUAACUAGAACAGUAAACGAUAUAUUAAAUGAUUUGAAUAUUAAGGUAAGAGUUGAACAGAAGAAUGAAGAAAUAAAGAGUAUAAUGAAUGAAAACAAAGAUGUAAACAUUGAUGAUAAACUAGCUCAAAGCAUAGUUGAUGGCAUCUGUGAUUUUGAAGUACAUAAUGACGGUGGAAACAUGAAUUUAGAAAAAGAAGUUACAUUAUUCACACU